Bombus impatiens (common eastern bumble bee) is the source of this 3130-nucleotide messenger RNA. Its product is annotated as QRFP-like peptide receptor. Lineage: Eukaryota; Metazoa; Arthropoda; Insecta; Hymenoptera; Apidae. Gene Ontology annotation, cellular component: membrane. Bases 441 to 2201 code for a protein of 586 amino acids. Gene Ontology annotation, molecular function: peptide binding; neuropeptide Y receptor activity. The transcript has 11 exons. The record is from RefSeq and is a predicted model, not a curated record. Gene Ontology annotation, biological process: G protein-coupled receptor signaling pathway.
UACCGCUCUGUGAAGAAGCAUCGCGACGUGAUUGUCAUCGAAUUUCGAACUUUCUUUCGUGAUUAUUGAACAGUCAGCGACAGGAAUUUAAUAAGUGAUUUCAAGCCGUGGCAGCAGACAACGUUGUGCAGUAUGUCAAAGCGUCGUUUAGUUAUUUUCUCCGCCAUUUUACCAAGGGCAAAGAUUAUGGCAACGUAUCAACGCGGCAGUGUCUAAAACCGUUGACGAGGGAAGCAUGCGAAGAAAAUCGAGCGAAAGAAGAUUUCUCGACACGGAAAGGGCGGAUUCUCAAGGGAUUUCGUUAGAAAGAGUACUGUUGCAAAUCGUCAGUACAACUGAGCAAAGUGCUUAAAAGCGUGCACGAUGGAAAACGUGCUGAUGAGCGAUAGACAAGUGGACGCAACCUUUCAAGUGUCGUUGUCAAGAAGUUAAUCGUCGCCAUGUCGAACCAGACAAAUACCACCGAUUUUAUCGAUUACGAUCUCAAUGAGUCGUUCAGUCACUUCGACUGGGAGGAACUGGCACCCGUUCUCGUCGUCUAUUCCCUCACGUUUUUCCUCGGAUUAGUCGGAAAUGUCGUCAUCAUCGGUUCGACGCUGUGCCCGAGACUUAGACCUCUACCAUCCACACCGACUAAUGUCUUCCUGGGUGGCUUGGCAACGGCCGAUCUCCUCCUCAUACUCUUCUGCAUUCCCGUAAAGGUGGCCAAGCUGUUCUCCUACACGUGGACGAUGGGCCUGUUUCUAUGCAAGUCGGUGCAUUAUAUGCAGAGCGUCUCGGCUAUUUGCUCGGUCGUCACGUUAACCGCAAUGUCGAUAGAAAGAUAUUACGCUAUAGUUCAUCCAAUGCGGGCGCAGUACACUUGUACAAUAAGUCAGGCACGUAAAAUAGUAAUUACAACGUGGGUGGUGUCAUUCCUUCUCGGUAUUCCUAUGAUCUUCACGCAGACGCAUAAGGAGGUUGGACUGAGGGUGAUUGCUUACUGGUGCGUACGCGAUUCGGAAUUUGGACUUUUGUGGCGUGCACACGAGGUUUAUAUGUUGGUCCUGGUUCUGGUGUUACCCCUGACCGUAAUGGGCUAUUGUUACACGGCUAUUUGUUGGGAGAUUUGGCGAGUUAUGAAACGUCGAUAUCACCUGACAUCUCGUCGCACACUGAAUCCGACAAACGUCGAUGUGGAAUCCAUACCAAUGACACAGAGGCAGAGCGUAAGAAAUAGUCGUCGUGCCCAGAGAGAGGAUGGCCAGACCGAAGAGGAAUCUCGAACGAUAAGACAGGUGGUGAAAAUGUUGGUCGCCGUGGUCGUGCUGUUUGUCAUUUGCUGGGGUCCGAUUCUCGUGGACAACAUGCUCACCUCCUACGGAUAUUUGCCACGCAUAAAAGUUGGCACGUACAAACACCUCAACACAGCUUUUCAGCUGAUGGCUUAUUUUAACAGUUGCAUAAAUCCGAUCGUAUACGGAUUUAUGUCAAAACACUUCAGAGAGAGUUUCCUAUCGGCGGCCUGCGGCGGCUGGUGGAUCUGUUGGUGCAGAAGAGGAUACAGAGCGCCUGUAAGACGGCAUCCAAGCCUCAGCCAGACCAGGACGACCAGUAUCAGGCUCGAAAGACGUUUACCCUGGUCGUCAGGCUGUGAUUCUGUUCCGCGAAUGAUGGACCUGAUUAUUUCGCCGUGCCCGGCCCACGUCGAGGCAGCUCUUCCACAGGUAAAACCAACCAAAGAAGCACCACAGAACAGGCCACGAAGAAAUCCAGAAGAAGUAAAGUGUUUUCCAAUAGUUCCUAACCGAGGAAGACGUUGCUAUUCACGUUUAUUAUUUUCAAAGACUCAUGUGCGAAUUUCAAAACCAUAUUCGGCGAUUUUUUCGCGAUUAUUUCGCGAAGCGUCGCAUUGCUCAAGUGUACAGAUGCUGAGAAUUGCUGAGAGAGAGAGAGAGAGAGAGAGAGAGAGUUUAGAUAGGAAUUCGUCGCACGUGAUAUUCGUUUUGAAAAAAUUAUUCAACGAAAUGGUCGAGGCUUUCGCGUUGGAUUUUUACCAGAAUCUUUCUUUGAGAAAUGACCGAUAUAUUUCUUUAGAUGCAAAGGUUGCUCGUAUCAGAGAUUCCGUAAAUUCUAUUGGCAAGCCUCGUUCACGAAAACCUCGAAAUUGGAUAUUGAUUAAUUGUCGUUUGCUUGUUUCUUCGGUCGAGAGGUUUAAUUGAAAGUUUUAUACAGGUAGACUGGCAAGUUUUUCGUUGCAAAGUGGACAGAUGUUUGCAAAAAUCGCAUAAACAUCAUCAUUCGUAUCUGUUUACGUGUUUACAUUAUUGACUAAUUGGAUGUAUAGAAUUUUUCAGUCGUUUAUGAAUUGUGUAAACGUACCAGAGAAGAUUAUCUGUUUCAACUGUUUUUAGACGAACAUUUCUGAUUUGGGAUUGUCAUAGCGAAGCGGUAGAAGUGGUGUAGUGAAGCUUGUUAAACUUCUAAUAUUCCAAGUAAAUUCGCAAAUUGAUCAAAAGAACUUUCUCUCAUGACGAACACUAGUUUUUAAAUUAUCGUGACUACGAAUGAAACAGAUGGGAACUAAACACGUUCGUGAAGUUUGCAGGGUAAAUUCUUUCCAGAAUAUCGUUCAUCAAGACGAUGUAAUUUGAUUUGUCUACUACAUAGUUGUACAUAUAUAAGCAUAUAUGUUGUAAGUAUACAAAUAAUCUAUAUCGUCACAGAGGCUUCGAAUUUUCUCAGCAAUCGCAUAAAAUUCUAUAAAGAAUAUACUAUACGGAGUAAUUUAAAAAAAAAAUAUACAGAUGCGCUGUAAAAAAUCUUCACACAGUCCCGGUAUUACAUCGAUAAUUGUAGAUUCAACUUAAGUGUAUUAGCUAUCGACUGAAAAUCUUCACUGAUUUUCAACCAAUGGGAAAAAGAAUCGCUAAUUAACCGUAAAGUACUGUACGUGAAUUCUCUACGUAAUUUAAUCGCGGUUGAUCUAUAGAAUAUACUUUAGCAAAUUGUAUCAUAAUGUAGAAAUUGAAAUUUUCGCCAUUUUAAUUUCUCGUCGUUCUAGAUCCUAGCUAAUGGAUACGAAGAUUCCUACAGUACAGUUUUCAUCAUACGUUCAGGCAUAACAUCAUUCCACGAGUAAUGUAAUUUU